Messenger RNA from Lathyrus sativus (Indian pea), 1185 nucleotides. Lineage: Eukaryota; Viridiplantae; Streptophyta; Magnoliopsida; Fabales; Fabaceae. The record is from the annotation of a GenBank genome assembly.
AUGACGAAAAACGAGAAGGUAGCAAAACGACAGAUAAGUAGGAAGGGAAGUAAGGCAAGAACAUGGUUGAUGAUGGACAGUGAAGGGCAAAGACAGACGGUAGAGGCCGGGAAGCCGACGAUAAUGCAGCGGACCGGGCUAACGGCAAGGGACCUUAGGAUUCUUGAUCCUAUGUUGUCAUACCCUUCAACAAUUAUGGGUCGUGACAAAGCAAUGGUGUUAAACUUGGAACAAAUAAAGGCUAUUGUUAGUGCACAUGAGGUUCUCUUGCUCAAUUCUAGAGAUCCAUCUGUUGUUCCUUUUGUGGAAGAACUUCAUGCAAGGAUUCUUCAUCACCACAGCAUUGUUAUUGAUCAUUCUCAGGGUGAUCAAGAUAAGAAGGAUGAAGAUGAAAUAAAGCAAGUUAACGACAAUAAGAAGAUUAUUCCAUUUGAGUUUGUGGUGUUGGAGGCAUGUCUUGAAGAAGUUAUAAGUUCCUUAGAAAACGAGGCAAAUAUAUUGGAACUUGAGGCUUAUCCUGCCCUAGAUAAGCUAUCCUCAAAGAUUAGUACUCUUAAUUUGGAACGUGUUCGUCAUGUUAAGAGUCGAUUAGUUGCCUUAACUGCUCGUGUUCAAAGGGUAAGGGACGAGUUAGAAAACUUGUUGGAUGAUGACGGAGAUAUGGCUGAACUAUAUCUUACAAAUAAAUUGUCUCAACAGAAGUUUGAAAAUUCUUCUACAGCCUCAUCCAUGAAACAAGGUGGAGAUUUAAUCGAACGCGAUGAUUCUAAAAGUGUCGUCAAUGGUGAUAUACCUAAAACGCAGGCUGGUACUGUCAACAGCGGUGUUGGCAGUGUUGAGGAGCUUGAGAAGCUCUUAGGAGCAUACUUUGUGCAAAUUGGUAGCACGCUGAACAAACUAUCCAUGUUGAAUGAGUACGUCGAGGACACAGAGGACUACAUAAACAUUACCUUAGAUGACAAACAAAACCGCAUUCUGCAAACUGGAGUUCACAUAGGCACAAUAAGUGUGAUUGUGAAUAGCUUUAUUACGGUGACAGGUAUUUUUGGCAUGAAUAUUGAAAUUGAGGUUUUUCAUGCUGAAAAGGAUAAGCUGUUCCUUGUGACAGUUAUCCUAUGCACUGCUGCUUGUUUGAUCUUAUAUUUUCUUGCCAUGCUUUGGUACAAGAAAAAACACAUGCUGUAA